GUACUCCACGAACCCCCAAAACCAAAACGGUGUCCCUAUUCAGAGAAUCCACGAGCUUUUACACUCAGACUCGGGUUUUCUGACAGAGAAAAAACCGUAUGCGUACGUACUCAGAUCGUAUAUUAUACGCAACGGAAGGGGAACGUGUCCGAUACCAGACUGACAAAGUGACAGUUAUAGAAACCUAGGGUUUCCGUUAGCAUCUCUCUCUCCUUAAAUCCAAUGCCCUAGCUAGGGUAUGUGUUUCUGUCACUGGAAAAUCUUUCGAUCUGCAUAUCAGCAAUGGGGCGAUCUCGUGUAGUUCAUAGCUCUUCUGCAGCAGACGAUGAUCCAAAUCAAAGAACAAAGAGGAGAAGGGUUCCUAACAGUGGAGAGAAUUUAGAGACACUAUCAACAGGUCAAGGAACAAAUGACGGCAAAAGGGCUUUGUAUCACUGCAAUUACUGCAACAAGGACAUCUCUGGGAAGAUACGUAUUAAGUGUGCAAAAUGUCCUGAUUUCGACCUGUGUGUGGAGUGCUUUUCAGUGGGAGCUGAAGUUACACCUCAUAAAAGUAUUCACCAUUAUAGGGUUAUGGACAGCUUGUCUUUCCCUCUAAUUUCUCCUGAUUGGUAUGCAGAUGAAGAGAUACUGCUUCUAGAGGGAAUUGAAAUGUAUGGUUUGGGGAACUGGGCAGAAGUUGCCGAGCAUGUUGGCACCAAGAGCAAGGCACAGUGCAUUGAUCACUAUACAACAGCAUAUCUGAACUCCCCUUGUUAUCCUCUUCCGGACAUGUCUCACGUUGUUGGGAAGAAUAGAAAGGAGCUUCUUGCUAUGGCUAAAGUUGGUGAACUCAAGAAAGGAUUUCUUGGGGCUGGGGAGAUCACACCAAAGGAAGAUUCUCCAUUCUCUCCUUCAAGGGUCAAGAUCGAAGAACCUCCAACUUUGCGAUCUCCGUCCAGCUUAACUGCAGAUGGAGAUUCUGGAGAGUCCAAGAUGAGUGGGGUUGGUUGUAGCAGCACGAAUAUGGCAUCAGCAGGUGCAGGUAAAAAGGUAUCAAACAUGGUGCAGUUCAAGGAUGGACCAGAUGGGAUCAAAGUGGAAGGCGUGACAUCAGCUGAAGCAGAUACUCAAGUAGACCGGAGUGUGGGAGGAAAAAAACCUAAAUAUACUGGAGAUGAAGGGCCUUCCAUGACUGAGUUGAGCGGCUAUAACCCCAAGAGGCAAGAGUUCGAUCCUGAAUACGAUAACGAUGCUGAGCAGAUGCUAGCAGAGAUGGAGUUCAAGGAUACUGAUCCUGAAGCUGAGCGUGAACUGAAGUUGCGAGUGUUGCGUAUUUAUUCAUCAAGGCUUGAUGAGAGGAAACGGAGAAAGGAUUUUGUAUUGGAGAGGAAUUUACUUUAUCCUAAUCCUAUUGAGAAGGACCUUUCAGGUGAAGAAAGGGAGAUAUAUAAUCAUUGUAAGGUUUUCAUGCGUUUUCAUUCUCAAGAAGAGCAUGAGGCCUUGGUUAAGGGUCUUAUUGAGGAGCACAGGCUUCGGAAAAAAAUUCAAGAACUUCAGGAAGCUCGGUCAGCUGGCUGUCGCACAAGGGCUGAAGCAGAGGUGUUUCUGGCACAGAAGAAAAAAAGAGAUGCUGAAGCUAGUGCACGUAAAGCGAAGGAAACUGGCCAGCCAGUUGGAAACGGUAAAGUACUGCAAAAGGCCAACCGUCUGGUAAAAGGAGAAUCCGAAGGCAGCCCACGUAGUACCAUUGAUAACCAUAAGAUGAAGGGUUCCACAGGACUGGAGUCUGGUGGCAAGGAUUCAUCUUCAACCACUACAGGGGCCAUUACUAAAUCAUUAGAUGAGUGGGAUAUCACAGGACUUCCUGGAGCUGAUCUGCUGUCUGAAACCGAACAACAGCUGUGCUGCCAGAACAGAUUAUUACCUUCUCACUACCUUAAAAUACUCGAGGUCUUGUCACUGCAGACGCUCAAUGGCAACAUCUCCAAGAGAUCGGACGCAUAUCGCUUCUUCAAGGUUGAUCCGGUCAAGGUUGACCGUGUUUACGACAUGGCAAUAAAGAAGGGGUUGGUCCCACGCGACGAAGCCCCUAUAGUUUGAUUCAUCUAUUAAGUAGAUGUAAUGGCUUUUUAAGCUAAAUAAUCAGUUUUUAUAAACAUUAUAGAAGAAUAAUCUGGUCCA
This is a messenger RNA of Magnolia sinica, 2163 nucleotides long. RefSeq names its product transcriptional adapter ADA2. Gene Ontology annotation, cellular component: nucleus. Bases 283 to 2082 code for a protein of 599 amino acids. Gene Ontology annotation, molecular function: transcription coactivator activity; chromatin binding; zinc ion binding. The transcript is spliced from 13 exons. Gene Ontology annotation, biological process: chromatin remodeling; regulation of transcription by RNA polymerase II. NCBI's taxonomy places the organism in Eukaryota, Viridiplantae, Streptophyta, Magnoliopsida, Magnoliales, Magnoliaceae. The record is from RefSeq and is a predicted model, not a curated record.